CACUCCUACUCCGCAGUUGUUUAUGGCAUUCGCAUUCCUACAUUGGGGAGGAAGUUGUUGAAAAGCCGCUUUUUAUUCAUCUGGCCGGCCUUUCCACUUUUUACCAUUAAAAACGAUGGUUUUUUAGCCUUUUUGGCAGUUUUAACGCCUUAUCGCCAGUUUUUAGCAGCGGGUUCGUGUUGUUGAAUUGUCCACCGCUCUGUUUUUCCCGACUCAGCAAAGAUGAUGUACACGGGUACAACUGCAGAACAGGACAAUAGGUUCAGCGACAAAGAGAAGAAGCUGUUGAAAGUAAUGAAGUUUGGUGACAGCUUGGCGAAGAGGGUUGAUAUGUCCAAAGUUAAAUUGGACACUAUCAAACCAUGGAUAUCCAAAAAAAUUACCGAAGUCCUCGGGAUGGAGGACGAUGUCGUUGUUGAGUUUGUUUUCAAUCAGCUUGAAGAUGAGAAGUUCCCAGAUCCAAAGAAGAUGCAGAUCAAUUUGACAGGAUUUUUAAAUGGGAAGAAUGCUAGGGUUUUUAUGAAUGAUCUUUGGGAAUUACUUUUAUCAGCUCAGGAAUCAUCGACAGGCAUACCAGACGUACUUAUGGAAAUGAAGAAAGAGGAGAUUAAAAAAAGAAUGGAGGAGCAAGAAAGAAUGCACGAGAUAUCGAAGAAGUUGGAGAAAAGAGAACGAGAUGAUAAAGACAGGAGGAGGGAAAGAAGUCGCGACAGAGAUAGGGACAGGAAGAGGAGUCGUUCCAGAGACAGGAGGGACAAGGAAAGAGAUCGUGACAGGGAUAGACGAGACAGGGAGAAAGAUAGGUCCAAAAGCAAACGAUCUUCCACUAGAUCACCUUCAAGGUCUGAACAUGCAAGGAAAGAAUCUGACACUGCUGUUGAUAAUGGAAAAACGUCGACAGUUGAAACACAGAGCAAGAAUCUUUCAAAUGUUCAAGCCAAAUUGGUGAGUAUGGCUGGCGGGGAUGACAAGAAGGGUUCCAGUUCUCCUCGCUCCCGGUCGUCGAGAUCUUCCCGUUCCCGUUCUCACAGCAAGACACGCCAAAGAUCACCUAAUAAAAAUGGUGGGACAGGAGAUCAUAAGAGGUCCUCGUCUGAAUCUUCAACCUCAUCUAGAGAAAGGAAAAGUAAAUCAAAAGAGGCCAAUCACAAAUCAUCUCGUUCCAGGUCUAGAUCAAGAUCUAAAAAUGUGAACGAUAAGAAUCCAAGAUCAAGUAGUUCAGAUUCUCAUGCUUCAGACAAAAGUGUGAAGAAGAACGACUUUGAAAUAAGGAAGAAGGAAGAUAGUGUUCAGAAAAAAAGACAGUAUCGAAGUAAUAAAGAAGAUUCAUCGGGCAGUGAUAGCGAUGAUGGCAAAAGAGGAAAAAAAGAUUCUGAAAGGAACCGUACAAGAUCGCCGAGGGCAAAAUCAGCUGAAAGAAGGAGAAGGUCAUUAUCUAGGAGGCGUUCUGGUUCAAGGAGGAGGUCUAGGUCUCGGGGAAGAUCGGGUUCUAGAAGACGCUCAGGUUCUAGGCGGCGUUCAAGCUCAAGAAGACGUUCCAGAUCAAGAAGGCGUUCUAGAUCACCGAGACGUAGGUCAAGGUCAAGGGGUCGUCGUUCUCCACCACCGCGUUCGCGAAGAUCAAGAUCCAGAGAUAGACCGAUCAGGUAUCGACCAUCCCGUAGAUCAAUUGAACGUGAGAGAGAAAAGGAACGAGAAAGAGAUAGACGAGAACGUGAGAGAAUCGCAGCAGCAAGGAGAAGAGCAGCUAUCAGUAGAAGAUCACCUCCUAGGAGAAGUUGGUAUUCUAGGGAUUCGAGAAGAAGAUCAGUCAGUAGAAGAAGGAGCAAAUCACGUACUCGAUCAAGAUCACAUGAACGAAGGAGAGAUGAAAGAAAGGAAAGGGAGAAAUUGAGACGGGAUAGAUCAAAGAGCCGGGACAGAGGACGUGAAAGAAGACGAGAUUCUGCCAGCUCAAGCAGUCCUUCUCCUGACAGAAACACGUCUCUCGUAGAAAAUAAUGAAAAGAAGGUUCAACGGUCAUUGUCACGUACACCUUCUCCUUUCAAGAAGGAGCCUGAAAAGGUUCCAACUAAAAAAGAACGUUCAAAACGAGAGCCGUCCUCAUCUGAAGAAGAAAGAAGUUCACCUGAAGUAUCUAAGGAAAGAACAAGGAGUUCGCCAGCCCAAGCUCCCAAACCAAAAGAUCGUAAACGAAGAGAAUCCAACAGCAUUGAUAGAAUGAAAGAAGUUCCUCAGAAAAAAGAAGAACCUGUGCACAAAAAGCCAGAGCCUACUACAAAGAAAGUGGUAGAAAAACAGGAUGAUUCAGAAGAGUCAGACAGGCACGAAAGGUCCAAAAAGAAAAAGAAAGAAAAGAAGGUAGAAAGUUCGGAUUCUGAAGAGGAAGAGAGAAAAUCUAAAAAGAAGAAAAAGAAAAAGGAAGAAUCUUCUUCAGAAGAUGAAGAUGACGAAGAAGAAAUUGAAGUUAAAAAGAAAAAGAGGAAAAAGGAGGACUCGUCAUCCCCAGAUGAAGCGGUCAUGAAAAAGAAAAAGAAAAAGAGGAAGGCCAAACCUGCUACGUCCUCCGAGUCUGAGGAUAGCGAAGUAGAGAAGAAGAAAAAGAAGGAGAAGAGGCACAAAAAACACAAGAAGCAUAAGAAACAUAAGAAGUCAAAGAAGAGGAAAGUGGAAGAGAGUGCUAAAUUGAUAUUGUAGGAUUCAGAUGAUGGCUCAGAAACCGAGGAAUUUGAAAAGAAGCUUAGGGAGAAAGCUCUUAAAUCUAUGAAGAAAUUGAGAGAUCAAAGCUCUGACAGAAGCGACAGUUAAACGGACCGAUUUGAUUGGCAUACUAGUCGAAUAUCGUCUUAUAUAUUUCAAGUUCUUAGCAGGAAAAACAUAAUCUUGUAAAACAGAGAUAGUCCAAUCUCCAUGUCAGACCUUCUAAAAUUUCAUAAUGAUUUUUUAAAAUAGGUCAACAGGCAUUUUAGGUAAUAAGUGAAAAAUUGAUAGGAUUAUAUUUUUUUCUGUGAUUUCAAGUUUUUUUAACUUUUUUUUUUUUUUGUAAAUUACAUUUUCAA
Messenger RNA from Cimex lectularius (bed bug), 3059 nucleotides. RefSeq names its product serine/arginine repetitive matrix protein 1 (gene Srrm1). Gene Ontology annotation, molecular function: RNA binding. Gene Ontology annotation, biological process: mRNA processing; regulation of mRNA splicing, via spliceosome. The record is from RefSeq and is a predicted model, not a curated record. NCBI's taxonomy places the organism in Eukaryota, Metazoa, Arthropoda, Insecta, Hemiptera, Cimicidae. The transcript is spliced from 20 exons. Gene Ontology annotation, cellular component: spliceosomal complex. Bases 223 to 2697 code for a protein of 824 amino acids.